AUAAGAUGAAGCUGGCUCCCUCCUGUCACCACUUUCUGCUCAUCCUGCUUAGUGUUAUUCUGACAGGCAUACAUGGAGGCAGGAUCAUCGGGGGUACAGUAGUACAGCCUCAUUCCCUCAAGUACCAGGCCUCGCUGCUUUACAGAGACUCCCACUUCUGUGGAGGAACCCUGAUACACCCCCAGUGGGUGGCAUCUGCUGCCCACUGCUGGAGACCGAACUACAUGAUAAAAGUGGUUCUGGGGGAACACAACCUUAAUAAGGUGGAGGGAUCUGAGCAGAUAUUUAGUGUCUCAUUGAUCAUCAAACAUUACCAAUACAAUUACUGGAUACUUGACAAUGACAUCAUGCUGCUUAAGCUGGACCGUCCAGCAAACAUCAGCGACAUGGUGGAGCCGGCCCCCCUCCCAGAGAAGAACGCACCUCCUGUGGAAAACUUUUCCCAGUGCACCGUCAGCGGCUGGGGGGUGACGGGCCUCUACAGUCAGAGCCUCUCCUCUGAACUGAUGUCUGUCAGUGUGGAUUACUUCUCCAACUGCUGGAGCUUCUACUACUACUACUCCUUCAUGAUCACAAGCAACAUGAUCUGUGCAGGUUCUCUGGAUGGAGGGAAGGACUCCUGUCAGGGGGAUUCAGGAGGCCCACUUGUCUGCAACGGUAAAUUUGAAGGCAUUGUCUCUUGGGGCAUCGGCUGUGGCUAUGCGUCCUACCCUGGUGUUUACACCAAGGUCAGAAACUACCUCAUCUGGAUUGACCAGGUCAUCCAGAGCAGCCCAUAACUCCUCAAACCACAAGAAAGUACUGAAUAAAAUUUCAACUGUCCCAAAA
Molecule: messenger RNA, 828 nt
Organism: Oryzias latipes (Japanese medaka)
Lineage: Eukaryota; Metazoa; Chordata; Actinopteri; Beloniformes; Adrianichthyidae
Product: trypsin-like
Biological process (GO): proteolysis
Molecular function (GO): serine-type endopeptidase activity
Source: RefSeq, a predicted model, not a curated record